Messenger RNA from Hemibagrus wyckioides, 2376 nucleotides. It is a transcript of the gene mpzl3, whose product is annotated as myelin protein zero-like 3. NCBI's taxonomy places the organism in Eukaryota, Metazoa, Chordata, Actinopteri, Siluriformes, Bagridae. Gene Ontology annotation, cellular component: membrane. The record is from RefSeq and is a predicted model, not a curated record.
ACUGAAAAUGAAUGAAUGAGUAAUCAUCAUCAUCAUCAUCAUCAUCAUGACGUGCCAUUGUUUAUUUUCAGUCACAGACAAAUUCAGGUCGCACCUGAAACACCUGUUGAACAGGUAGUAAGUUCUGCACAUGCGCUGCACUUUGCCCAACCAUGGACGAUCCGGAACUUUAACCUCCUUUGGAUCCUUUCAAAUCAUUCCUUUACAUUUAACUUUAUUAAAAUGGAUUUAAUACGAUUACAGGGGACCUCUUCUGAAAGUGGAAUGUAUUUUGUUUUGUUUGUCAGCAUCGUUUUGUGGGCAGGCCAUGUGUCUUGUAUAACAGUGACUGCUCCCAUGGAGAUAAACGCGGUACAGGGCGACACGAUAACGCUGUCCUGCCACUUCACCUCGACUCAUCGUCCGACCAGCCGAAUAUCCAUUGACUGGUCCUUCAAACCUCAGAAUGAAGGCCCUUCUCAAGGCUUCUUCCACUUCCACUCCGUGGCAUAUCCUCCGGAUGGAGGCCACUUCAAAGGGCGAGUGGAAUGGCACGGGGACCCGGCGCGAGGCGACGCAUCGAUCCGCCUCCUGAACGCAUCGCUGAACGACAACGGCACUUACAUCUGUGCCGUCCGCAAUCCCCCCGACGUCCAGGGUCCUCCCUCAAACACCAUCCUCACCGUCAGCCUCAAGACAGGCAUCAUGCACUUUUCGGACAUUGCCAUGCUGCUGUUCUUCAUCCUCCUGCCGUCGCUGCUGAUAGCGAUGGUGCUGUUAGCGAGAAUGCUCUGUCCGUGUUGCUCUCCACGCGUCAAGAACUCGCAUCUCAGCCACCACUCACCCAUAGAGGUCACCGAUGGGGAAGAAAUGCUCACACACAGUAAGGAGUACAGCUACCAUCAUCCCUUGUCAAAGCAGAAGCCUGCCAUGUGCUGCGAAAUGUAUAUGGAGGACUCGGACGAAGAAUGCCGCAGAUAUUUCCAGAAGCAUCAGAUGCAAUUAGAAGCUGAGUCGCACUGUUAGAUCUUCCUGUAACACGACGCUCAGGUGGAAAACCAGGCAAAGCUUCACUAACAUUUACUAGAAAAACAAAUGCUUUACGGCUGAUCUGAUCCCAUCUGAACUGAACUCCUUCAGUUUUUUUUUCCUUCAGUUUUUGUUCUAUUCUUGCUAGCUUGUUGAUUUAGAGCUACAUUUCUUCUUAUUAGCUUCAGCAGCCUCGAUUCAGAAUGUUCUAGAAAGCUAGUCAGCGUCACUCCAAUUACACACCGACACCUACCAUUAAAACACAGUAACAAAGUGUCGCUAGAUCACUUGUAACAUUUUAGCUGUUCUUAGUUUGAGAUGAAAUUUGCAUUCGUUUUAAACUGUGUGAGACAAAUGCUAAAGUAGCUAACAUGGCGAUUUUCACUCUGGUUAGCCAUGUUAGCAUCCCCGAGUCAAGUAUAUCUUGUCAUAUUAGUCAUUAGGAAAAAUAUCACCAGAACUCUUGCUAAUUUACAUUUUUCUUGCACUGAAAAAGCAGUUGGCUUUCUCUUCACGGUUAGCGUAAAGUAUUUCUCUAACUCUAAUCCGAGCAACUGAAAAAUAAGAAACCUAAGAGGUACUGAGCCAUGCUAACAGGCUAUGUGGUACUGUUUCUGAUUUAGCAUUAUCGGCGUCAAGUAUUAUCGGUUACACUAGUGACAGCAGAUGGUAGCUGCAGACUGGUGGCCAUCUUUUACGGUUUAUAGAAGAUGACUAGGUUCUGAACUAAACUCUAGAGAGAGAAAGGAUACCAGGAAAAUACUGAAGUAGCACUUGCUAAUGUGGUAUUUGUGUAGCACUAACUUGCUGAAUCAGCAGCAGUUUUAUCUUUUUCAGGACCUUCGGAAUUUUCUAGAAUAAUUUUUUACUUACCAUAUGUUUGGACCUGGAGCUAAAGGCACCAUGACGGUAACGUAGCCCUCGAGUGACGAAGCGUAUACGAAUGGAGACACUCUUUAAAAGAAGUUAAUCAUAUUUAGGAAGUGAAGCGGAAUUCAGACACAUUUGUCAUUGUUUUGUCUGCGUGAUUUAUUACUUCUUUGUGUUAUUUUACAUCAUUUUACAACAACUUGGCUUCAUGUUAUGCCAUCACUUUUGCGUUUACUAGCAGAAACCGGUCCAGCCAUCACUCUGCAUGUCCCCUGCUAUCAGUUUGUGAACUGAAAUUGAAUCAUAAAUUCAUUCGCUAAAUGAACAUAAGUCUAAAUGUACAUAAUAUUUCUGUCAGCACCUUAUUAAUAACUGCACAGCUACAGAUGCUGUAGUAAGAAAGUUGAGCAACAGGCCAGCUUUUGUGUUGUCUAUUUAUUUGUGGAUGUAAAAUUGUGUAAUAUUAUGAGUAUAAUGUUUAAUAAUAAAAGAAAUAAA